Messenger RNA from Leptopilina heterotoma, 1418 nucleotides. RefSeq names its product popeye domain-containing protein 3. The transcript is spliced from 7 exons. NCBI's taxonomy places the organism in Eukaryota, Metazoa, Arthropoda, Insecta, Hymenoptera, Figitidae. Bases 125 to 1207 code for a protein of 360 amino acids. Gene Ontology annotation, cellular component: sarcolemma. The record is from RefSeq and is a predicted model, not a curated record. Gene Ontology annotation, molecular function: cAMP binding.
GCUCCUGAAAAAGGAUGAAUGUUCUGUCCUUUCACAAUUAGGAAAAUAAAGCGACAGCUAACAGCAAUGAUGUAAAGUUGUGUAUUUUCUGUAAACAUUUAUUUUAAAUAUUAAAAAAAGAAAAAUGACUCCAGGAUUUGGGCACGAUCCACUUCCUUCGUAUAAUUUCACAACAUUGGGAAAUACAGCCUUAUGUCUUUGGCAGCAACCGCAACAUUUUCUAUUUCAAUUAGCAAAUCUAUGUUUCGUUCUAUCAUAUUCGGCACCAUCUUCUAAGAAGGGCAUACUGUUUAUGCACUCGAUUCUUAUAAUUGGUUUCAUGCUACUAUCUGGAUGGGCAUGGCAUGUCAUUUGUGCUCCGGAUAUUUUUUCCUGGAACUUUAGUUUUCUUGUUUUGAAUAUUUGUCAACUUGUUUACAUUGUUUAUCAAAUGCGACCAGUGAGAUUUGAUCCUGAACUUGAGGAAGUUUAUCACACUCUUUUUUAUCCUUUCAAGGUGACUCGUUUGCAAUUCAAAAGAUUGGUCUCUUCGGAAUUUGCAACAUUAAUGUCUCUCCAUGCAGGCGAAGCGUAUGCUAUGCAAAAUUUAACAAAAACAGACAGACUUGGUCUUUUAUUAAGUGGAAAAAUUAACGUUCUCAGUGAAUCGAAUUUUUUGCAUCCAAUUUUACCCUGUGAAUUUCUCGAUUCGCCGGAAUUUGAAAGUUCUCGCGCGUCUGUCGAUGAUAAAUUUAAGGUGUCUAUUGUGGCAGCAAGUUCGUGUAGAUAUUUAUAUUGGCAAAGAACGGCUUUGGAAUAUUUACUUGUUAAGGAAACUUAUUUGGCAACAAUAUUGACAACAUUAAUUGCUAGAGAUAUUGCCACAAAAUUGUAUGCUAUGAAUAACAAGAUAAUCACUGACAAAGGUUCACACUUAGAUAUUCGAUUGCCAACAAUUAGCGCUGGUUUAGGUAUUUCAGGUGAAUACAGAAGUCCAAAAACUUCGAGACAAGCUCUAAUUCGUCGAAGGGAAUCACAAUUAGCAUCCAAUAAUGCUGGUGCAAAGCCAAAAGAAAGAUCAAUUAAUAAUACGUCGAAAUUAGGUGCUCCAAAUAUGGAACCUCUGCCAGAAUUACCCUCGUUUGAUGAUUUGGCUUCGAGUGGCGUUGAAAGUUGGUUAGAUUCCUCGAGUAAAUAUCACAGCUGCGAAAUUGUCGAUGAAGAUUGAAUUUUGAAUUUUCGAAAGAAAAAAUUGUUACAAUGUUACCAAAAAAAAAAGAAAAAGAAAAAUGCAAAGUUGAAAAAAUUAAGAGGUGAUUUAGUCAGGAAUUUGUUGAUAAUUGUCGACCAAAAGUUGCUGGAGGAUAUUUUAAUAAAAAUGAUAAAAUUGAGAAGAGAAAAGAAAAAUGUUGGGGACUGAAAUUAUUGCGAAAAUAAUA